CGCUGUCCGCUCGUGCGCUCUGAUGGCAGCUGCAGCGCCUCCCACGUUCCGGCCUCUGAGUGACAGCUGUUGUUUUGCUGAUGGUGUUUGCGGUUUCGAGUGCCGGAGUCGAUGGCGUCUUUAGGAGUAAACCGCAAAACAUCCUGUGAAUCAUCGCUCCCUAUGGUGACCGGACGGAUGGCGGCGGCGGCUGCUGGUCAGUGUGAUGGCAGAGAUGGAGAAGAGGACCAAACCGGAGCGCCAGACAUCAGCCUGUAUCCGAGCAAUAGAAGCAGCACGAGGCCACGGUCCUAACACUGAGCUUUUCUUCAGCGGAAACAAAGAAUUCCAAUUCUCCAACAAUAACACAAAGCCGAGUGGCCCCCCAGUGGUAUCCGCAGAAAUACCACCACCAGCAGAGGGCACUGCUCCCACCGACAGCCCCGAAGAGGAUGAGGAGGAGGAGGAGGAGGAGGACGUGCUGGGGAAGAAAUGUUUUAAGACACCUAAUGGCUUCAUGUGCGAAUCCAAGGCGAAUUCGGUGAGCUAUGAGAUCACAGAGCUGGCGACCUCUUCUCUAAUUGGUCUGGUACAAACCAUUAAAGACCACAUUACCAAGCCCACCGCCAUGGCCCGCGGCCGCGUAGCCCAUCUGAUUGAGUGGAAAGGCUGGAGCGCCCCCCAAUCUGGUUGGGACCCCUCCCUGACCGAUGAGGAACACUACUCGGACCUGACGGACGAGCUAAAGGAAGCACGGUUCGCUGCAGGGGUCGCAGAGCAGUUCGCCAUCACUGAAGCCACCCUCAGCGCCUGGUCCUCCUUGGAUGAUGAAGAGAUGCAUUAUGGGCUCGGCUCCCAAGAGGUUCGACAGCUUCAAGAUCUGGAGAGUCUCUACCUGCAGAGUCGGCUGCUGAGCUACGCACAGGGGGCCUGCGGCUCGGACCUGGGGGGCAGCCUCCCCGGCCUCUCCUAUUCCUCUGCCGUGUCGCUGGCUGCGGCUUCACACCAAGUGCUGCCAGUGGAGCAGUGGGACAUGAGCGGGCCCCGAUCCCACCAGUCCCUAUUCCCCGGCCCCUUACUGAAUGACGGGAGGAGCAGUAGCUCGGACAACUCCAAAGCGGCGGUUCUGGCGGAGGGUGAGGGUGCCCCUGGGACCUGCAAACCCCGACUCAACAGCUCGCUCCAUUAUGUGGACAGCAGCUCGCUCUCCGAGGACGAGGUCUUCUACAACUGAACCGGUCUCGAGGACCGGUGAGUGUCAGCUCCUGGGCUCAGGACCAUCACUACAGAGACCUCGUCUAUAGUCAUCCAGAGAGCUCAGGGUGGAGGAGGACAUGGAUGGAGGGACAGCCCAGAACCUGCUCUAGAACUCUCCUAUCAGCAAUAUGUUUGUCACUUCGAGGGGCCCGGACCUCUUCGAGGGGCUCCGGCCUUGAGCCUUACUUCACAGGAACGUGUCUUGUGGUUCCGUGUUGGUCGCUGGAUGUCUGGCACUGUGUGUCGUCCGUUUCUGUGACGUAUUAGUGAAUGUAUUGGUCCUUUCUGUUACAUCUGAUGCACUAAUAUACACGAUGCUCACGGGA
Hyla sarda is the source of this 1562-nucleotide messenger RNA. RefSeq names its product family with sequence similarity 131 member C (gene FAM131C). The record is from RefSeq and is a predicted model, not a curated record. NCBI's taxonomy places the organism in Eukaryota, Metazoa, Chordata, Amphibia, Anura, Hylidae. Bases 206 to 1213 code for a protein of 335 amino acids. The transcript has 6 exons.